Molecule: messenger RNA, 942 nt
Organism: Galleria mellonella (greater wax moth)
Lineage: Eukaryota; Metazoa; Arthropoda; Insecta; Lepidoptera; Pyralidae
Product: 3-oxoacyl-[acyl-carrier-protein] reductase FabG-like
Exons: 1
Coding region: 62-826 (254 amino acids)
Molecular function (GO): oxidoreductase activity
Source: RefSeq, a predicted model, not a curated record
AUAACUUCACACUGUUCAGUUACAGCGAGGCGUCUGAUAGAAAACGUCACGAUACAACAAAAUGGACUUUUCCGGCAAAGUCGUUAUAUUAACUGGCGCUAGUUCUGGUAUUGGUGCUUCAACAGCCGUAUAUUUAGCGAAACUAAAAGCCAAACUAACACUUGUGGGCAGAAAUGUUAAUAAUUUGAAGAAAGUAGGCAAAGAGUGCGACAAGUACACUAAUACCCUUUUGGUGACCGCCGAUUUGACGAAAGAAGUUGACAUCCAAAACAUUAUAAAGAGCACCGUCGAUCAAUACGGAAGAAUCGAUGUUCUGGUGAACAACGCGGGAAUCUUAGAGAUGGGAACGAUCGAGAACACCUCACUGGAACAGUACGACCGGGUUAUGAAUACGAAUGUCCGGUCGAUAUACUAUUUAACUAUACUGGCGACACCGCAUAUCAUCAAGUCUAAAGGGAAUAUCGUCAAUGUGUCCAGUGUAAAUGGCAUUAGAUCUUUUCCCGGUGUUCUCGCUUACAACGUGUCUAAGGCAGCCGUCGACCAAUUCACCAGGUGCGUGGCUUUAGAACUGGCCCCAAAAGGGGUGCGAGUGAACAAUGUGAACCCUGGAGUUAUUGUGAGCGAGCUGCAGAAGCGCGGUGGCUUGUCAGAGGAACAGUAUCAGGCGUUUUUGACGAGAAGCAAAGAGACCCACGCCCUGGGUCGUCCAGGGCAGCCGGAUGAAGUGGCAGCAGCGAUCGCGUUCCUCGCUAGUGAUUUAGCCAGCAAUAUCACAGGCGCGAGCCUGCCUGUUGACGGUGGACGGCACGCCAUGUGUCCUCGUUAAACACUUUUACAAGAUCUUCAUGACAAUUUAAAUUCUAAUAUGUGCCAUUAAUUAAGUUAUAAUCUAUAAGGAUAUGUUUCUUAAAUUACAUGCAAUGAACACUCAGUUUAAAGUUA